Helicoverpa armigera (cotton bollworm) is the source of this 1947-nucleotide messenger RNA. RefSeq names its product zinc finger protein 160. NCBI's taxonomy places the organism in Eukaryota, Metazoa, Arthropoda, Insecta, Lepidoptera, Noctuidae. The transcript has a single exon. Bases 174 to 1262 code for a protein of 362 amino acids. Gene Ontology annotation, biological process: regulation of DNA-templated transcription. The record is from RefSeq and is a predicted model, not a curated record. Gene Ontology annotation, cellular component: nucleus. Gene Ontology annotation, molecular function: RNA polymerase II cis-regulatory region sequence-specific DNA binding; zinc ion binding; DNA-binding transcription factor activity, RNA polymerase II-specific.
UAUCAGUAAUGUCACUGUCAAUAAAAUAAACCAACGGCAUCCAGUUCCGUAAUUUCCAAAACAAAUAAUAAAAACACCUAUAAAUUAAUAUUGAGUCAGAAAUCAAAUAAAUUUGUGUGAAUUUACGAUAUAAUCGUAGUACCUAGGUAUCAUUUGAUUAAGUAAUUACCGAAAUGGUUUCGACAUAUCACAUAAUGAAAAUAUUCAAAAAAGCGACACACGAUAGAUUUAUGAUGAACUUGGAGGAAGACCCUGAAUUCCCUUCUACUGUUACUGUUGAACAGCAUACGAGCGAUAGCAGAUGCAGGAUUUGUCUUAAAAAAGGCACAAUCCCUAUUUGUAACGAGGAAAUUGACCUCUCGGUAGAUAUUUGUACUUUCGGCGAUAUUGUAAUAAGCAGAGACGACGAAUAUCCGAAGUUAAUUUGCGAUUCUUGUCUCAAACUACUUGAUUCAGCAAUACUGUUCAGAAAAACUGCAAAAGAUUCUGAUGAGAUUUUGAGAACAACUUCAAUAAAAAUUAGAAAGUGCUCCAAUAAAUCUAGGGAGUCAGAAAAUGAUGGGACUGAAUCAUAUAAGCCAGAGAAUCCCUCAGCAACAUUGUUGCAAAACUUUUUCUCAUCUGUAGAGAGCGAAAAUGAUCUAUUAUGCAAUGACACAAAUGCACCAAGUGGUCGAAAGAAGGUUACCAAGGUGCAGUGUAGAAUAUGCUUCAAGAUAAUAACUAAAGCGUACUACAAAGAACAUUUUGCUCUCCAUGAUCACUCUGAAGCAAGAUAUGUUUGUGACAUCUGUGGGAAGUCAUUUCGCCAAAGAUGCUCAUAUAGAACACAUUACUUUACCCAUAGUUUUGAAUUUCCCUACAAGUGUAAUCUAUGUCCAUAUAGGGGACGGCAUUCAGGUCUUUUGAAGACUCAUAUGCGUACACAUACAGGAGAUUAUAGGUACAUGUGUACUGAAUGUCCUGCUAGAUUUUUAACCAAGAGCAAUCUGAACAAACAUGCUUUGAAGCAUAGAGAGCCAACAUACAAAUGUGAUACCUGCCUGAAAGGGUUCCAUUCUAAACUUGUUCUAGAAAGACAUUUUGAAGCAGAUCAUUUAGGGAUCAAGAAUCAUAUUUGCAAUGUUUGUGGCAAAGCUUUUGGCUAUAGAAAGGCUAUGAUGCGACAUCAGCUUGAUGUUCAUAAAAGAGAAAAGAAAAUGAACGGAAGGACACCUGCUUACUUAGAGGCUGAAGUUAAGAAAUUGGAGGAUAGUUUAUGAAUAAAAGAGAAAUUAUAAUGGUAUAAUUUUGACUUUGAUACAAUCCAAUUCCCAUUAACUCAUAAAUUAUGUGAUACAUAAGGAAUAAGAUUAAUUAUUUUACUAUUACUGAAUUAACCAUGAAUUUGACUCAGACUAAUUAAACUUUAUCUGAUAUCAGAUGCCGAAUAGUAAAGGCCAAACAAGCCUUUUACAACAAAAAAUAUUUUGUUGAACAUUUUUGUUUGAAAGAUUCGCAAGAAUUUUGUGAGGACAUACAUCUGGAGAAUUGCAUUGUAUAUAUGCAGAUAUAUGAGAGGAUAUAAGCAGACUUGAGAGGGUUUUAAGAUUGAGAUGUGGUGCUGGAGGAGGAUGGAGAGAAUUACUUGGACAGAAAGAAUUACCAAUGAAGAAGUAUUAAAUACUAUUAAAUAGAAUAGGAAGUAAAAGACAAAUAUUGCAUAAUAUAGGGAACAGGAGAAGAAAAAUGAUAGGACACCUUAUACGUCACGACGAUUUUAUCAAAAACAUCGUGGAAGGGAAAGUCGAAGGAAAGACUGGAAGAGGUCGUCCAAGGUAUAGCUACAUCAAGCAAAUUAAAGAGAAGGUGAAUGUUGUGACGUAUAAGGAAGUUCAGUAGUUGGCGCUAGAUAGGCGUAAAUGGAAGGAGCUGCACGGACAAGAGCUGGGCUCUUAAAUUGAAGAA